Megalobrama amblycephala (Wuchang bream) is the source of this 837-nucleotide messenger RNA. RefSeq names its product glutaredoxin (thioltransferase) (gene glrx). The record is from RefSeq and is a predicted model, not a curated record. The transcript is spliced from 3 exons. Bases 133 to 450 code for a protein of 105 amino acids. NCBI's taxonomy places the organism in Eukaryota, Metazoa, Chordata, Actinopteri, Cypriniformes, Xenocyprididae.
UGUGCAAACUCUGGCUCUGCGGGUGCGGUGAGCACCACUUGAAGGAAACUGACUCACAAAUCCCGGAAAAGAGUUUCUUUUCCAACGAGGCUGACUCUAGUGGUGAACAGCUGUACUUUUAACGUCAAGACAAUGGCAGAAUUUGUUAAAGCGCAAAUUAAGGGUGACAAAGUAGUUGUGUUUUUAAAGCCGUCCUGUCCUUACUGCGUACUGGCGAAGGAUGUUUUGUCGAAGUAUAAAUUCAAAGAUGGACAGCUGAACUUGGUCGAUAUCAGCGGACGCAGUGACAUGGGCAGUAUACAAGACUAUCUGCAACAAAUCACAGGCGCGCGCACCGUUCCUCGAGUCUUCAUAGGGGAGAAGUGUAUUGGAGGAGGAAGUGAUGUCGAAAGUCUUGACCGUUCUGGAGCUCUGGAAGGCAUGUUGCAGGCAAUCGGAUCUCUGCAGUGAGGGGCGUCAAGAAGGGGUCACAUGAUGUUGCAGCGAGACUUGCGGAUCUGCCGCCUGCGUUGCUGGUACUCGCUGAGCUCCUGUAGGUAACCCCUGGAGGGCCAGCGCAGCCGCUCCACCUGCUCACGCUCCUCAUCUGUCAAAAAAGCAUCAUCGGGACUUAAAAAGUAUUGUGACGACAUCUCCUGCAACCCACCUAUUCAACGCAUUUAAACAGAGCAUUAUAUCCGUCCACCAUAUUUCCAUAUAUCUCGCACUUCAACUGAAAAAAAAAUGUAAUUGUCUCUAUAAAGUCUAUAUGUUUCUUGUUAAGUGUAAAGAAAUUAUAAGGCUGCUUAAAAAACCUAAAGGGAGCUUGAUGAAAAAUAAAAUGUUCCUGUUGCUGUU